ACAGUAUUAGUUGGUUCGUCAUCGUGUCAAGUUGAAUUUGCAAAAAAAAAAAAAUAAUAAAAAUUCAUUGUUAAUUGAAUAAAUUGUUUGUGAUUUUAUUAAUCACAUUUAAAGUGAAAUAUAAAUAUUAUCAAUUGACAAUGCUGAUUGUUUGGAUACAACGAAAUAAUAAUGUGUUUAAAAUAAUAUGUAAACAUAUUAAUUUAAGUGAUACGUGAAGACUAAAAAAAAAGUUGGUAUGGUGAUAAAUUUUAUUGCAAUGUGGCUGUUGACAUUUUUUAUUGCCAUUACGGCAGUUUUGUGUAGUGAUAUUAAAACAACAACAACAACAACAACAACGAUUACAAAAACAACAAUAACAAUACCAACAAUAAAGCCACGUACUAUUACAACAUCUACAUCAACAUCAACACCAACAAUAACAACGUCAACAACACCAGUAAUCAUAACAACAACAAGAAAUUCAUCAGUAAAUAAUAUUGCCAACAAUAAUAAUACUGGAUCUUACAAUGUUAUCGAGUGUUUUGAUAAAAUGACAACACUUGUAGAUGACAUCUGUGAGUGUCAUGCUGUAUCACAUAACAAUAGCCAAGUUGAGGUCAAAUGCCAUAAUGGAAUACCACUGAUUGACACUAUACCCCGGGAUAUUAACCAACUUGCAAUUUAUGAAAUUGAUGAAUAUCAAAUGAUAAAUUUCAUAAAAGAAUUUGAUAAUAAUAUAACAUUUAAUUAUCUUGAUAAUUUAAUUAUUAAUAAUAGUACUAUUACUGGUGCAAAUAUAACAUUAUCAAAAUUUCAAAAAUAUAAAUUAUUAAAUUUAUCUAGUAAUGAUAUUGUGGAAUUUUUUUUUGAUAAAAGUGAUACAAUAAUAAAUAAUAAAACAAAUAUAAUAAGUGAUAUAAUGAUAUUGGAUUUAUCAAAAAAUUUUAUAUGUGAACUAACAGUUAAUGCAUUUAGGACGCUUGAUAAUUUAAUAAAAUUAUAUUUACGUGAUAAUGUUAUUGAUAAAAUUGAUGAAAAUACAUUUAUUGAUCAAAUGAGACUUGAAAAUCUUGAUAUUUCAGAUAAUAAAUUAAGCAAUUUACCAGAUGGUACAUUAACAUAUUUAUCAUCAUUACAAAUAUUAAAUUUAAGUGGUAAUCAAUUAACAUUUUUGGGUGUAAGAUGGUUUGAGACACUUGGUAAAUUACGUGUACUUGAUGUAUCAAGAAAUGGUUUAACAAAAGCAGCAUCAGAUGCAUUACAACCAUUGCCUGGUUUAUCUGUAUUACGUCUUGCUGAAAAUCCAUUGAUGGAACGUGAUGUAUCAUUGUUACUAGGUACUGGUAGACGUCUUGAAACAGUUGAUGCUUCACGUACUGGUUUACUUCGUGUACCAGCAGCAUUAACAAGAUCAGUUAGAGCAUUAAGAUUAGCUGGUAAUAAAUUAACAUGUAUACGUGAUGGUGAUUUUGAUGGUUAUCCAUUAUUAAAAAUACUUGAUUUAUCAAAUAAUCAAUUAUUUAAUAUUGAAGAUGAUUCAUUGGGUCGUCUUGAUGUACUUGAAGAACUUGAUUUAUCUGGUAAUAAACUUAAAAUAAUACCACAAAGUUUACCAAAUAGUUUAUUAUCACUUAAUUUACGUGAUAAUAUUAUUGAUAAAUUAACAAUUGAUGAUUUUCAAGGUAUUGAUAAUAUACAAAUAUUAAUACUUGAUAAUAAUUUAAUUGAUAUUAUUGAUGAGGGUACAUUUAGUCAUGUACAAAAUUUAAUAAAACUUGAUAUAUCAAAUAAUCCAAUAAAAAAACUUGCUGCAAAUUCACUAUAUGGACCAGUAAGUUUAAUUAAUUUACGUAUGUCAAAUUUACAAUAUCUUGAAUGGAAUAAUGAACAACAACAUGGUGAUAUGGAAUUUCCAUUACCAAUACCAGAUAGACUUGUUUAUCUUGAUGUUUCAUAUAGUCCAAUAUUAGCUGAACAAUUAUUUUCCGAUAAUGCAGCUUUAUCAGCAUGUAAAAGUCUUGUUGAAUUAAAUUUAAUAAAUACAGGAUUAACAACAUUACGUUCUGAUAUUAUUUAUUUACUACCACAAUUAAAAAUACUUGGUUUAUCAAAUAACAAUUGGAAUUGUACUGAUAAUAAUUUAUUAUGGCUUGGUGAAUGGAUACGAUUAAAUCAAGAAUUACAACCAUCUGGAAUAUGUAGUGAUGAUAAUUAUGAAUAUAAUAAUACACUUCUUGUUGAUUUACCAUCACCACCAACACCAUCUAUACCAUCAACAACAACAACAACAUAUAAUAUUACAAAACAAAGUGAUUAUUUCAGUGAUGAUUUUAAACUCAAUCAUUAUUAUCAAGAUGCCAUUGUGCCAAAUAUGUCUUCCAUCAUCAAUAUUGAUAGUAAUAGCAAUACAGAAAAAUCAAUAACAGCCAAGGAAAUUGAAAAUCCAAUAGCAAUUGAUACAGAAACUCAACAAAAGUUUGUAAAUUAUACAAGUAAAUCAAGCGUUGAUCAUGUCAAUGAAGUAAUAAUAAAUAAAAAAAAUAAUAGUAGCAUUUAUAAUAUUAAACAACAAAAAUAUCAAUUUAAAAAAAAACAGCUAACUAAAAAAAUUGAUAAUAUCAAUGAUAAUCAAAGGUUUCAUAAUGAAAAUAAAUUAAAAAAAGAAAGAGAUAAAACACAAAACCAAAUAAAUAAUAAUAAAACAAAUGGAAUUAUUAAAAAUUACAUUAAUCAACAUGAAAUAAAAAACAAUCAUGUUGAUUUAAAAAAAAUUAAUAAUAAUAAAAUUGAUAUUAAAAUAAAAAGAAAAAAUAUCAAUAAUGUUAAUGAUAAAAUCAUUAAUAAUUUAAAUAAUAAUAUUAUUAAUAAUGAAAAAUCGUUGAUUGAUGAAAAAAAAAUUAAUAAUGUUGUUGAUAAUAAAAAUCAUGAUAAAUAUGAUGAUGAUGAUUUAAUUCAUGAUGAUACAAUGACAAAUACAAUUGCACAAGAAUUAAAUAGACGUGAUUCUGAAUUGAAUGAAAGAAUAAAAAAUUUAAAUUCACAUCCAGGUAUGUUAAUAUUAAUUGGUGCAAUAAUUGGAGCUGGUAUUGUGCUGACAAUAAUUUUAUCAAGACGUGCAACAUUAAGAUACAAAGAAAGGUAUCAACGUCAUGAAAAUAUUGAAGUACAUACACUGACACCGACAAUUGAACUUUGGUGACCAUCUUAAAUAAAUUUAAAUUAAUUAUUCAUAUAAACAAAGCAAUCGUGCCAACAUGGUCAAUUUACAUCAAUACACAUACAUAUACGCAUUUAUACAAAACAAUUAUUAUUAUUGAUAUUAUUAUCACCUCAUUGUAACAUAAACAAACAUACACAUACACAUGGAAAAAAAAGUGAAAUUAUUACUCAGUAUUUAUGAGUGUAUAAAAAAUAAAUGUCGAUAAGUUUGAGCAUUAAUUUUGUAAGAAGCGAUGAGAGACUAUGAGAUUGUGAAAUUUUCUUUUAAAUUAUAAAUAUUAUUUUUUUUUUUUCCUUGAUUUAUAAUGAAUGGGUAAUUUUUUUUUUUUUAAAUGAUAAUUUAAGUUCAGACUGAUCGAGCAUUAUAGUGACAAUAAAAUAAUUUUCAGUAAAAAAAUAAUAAAAAAUAAAAAAAAAAAAAAA
Molecule: messenger RNA, 3624 nt
Organism: Aphidius gifuensis
Lineage: Eukaryota; Metazoa; Arthropoda; Insecta; Hymenoptera; Braconidae
Product: chaoptin-like
Exons: 1
Coding region: 239-3181 (980 amino acids)
Molecular function (GO): protein binding
Source: RefSeq, a predicted model, not a curated record